ACCGACCUUACGCAGCUUAAAAGAAUCUCACCGGAUCCUAGGCCAGUUAACUCCUGUUUGGUGUCGUGUCGUCUCGUUUGCACGACUCUGCGAUUCCGAAGAAAUCCGGUGAGACUCUAUUACAUCUUUUCUCUUUUCCAUCGGGGAAACGGAACAAGGGCUGCAGGUUGGAGAUGGAAACGUAAAUAGGUCGUUAUCAGAACAGUCAAACACUGGACGGCACAUAGUCGAAGCACGGGAUGACAUCCCACACCCACAAGUCACUGUCGUCACAUAAGGCUCGCACAGCGAUGUGGUGGUGAAGAUAACGAAGCAAUCCGGCUCUUCCUCAAAAUAAUCCAGCGUCAGCUUCGCAAUUCACAAGAAAUACAGAAAUACAGGUCUCCUGGGAUUCUGCUUGUAAGGAACAGUAGGAAAUGUCGAUGAGAGAUUUAGUUUCGGGAGGAGCGGCUUGUGCUGUUCCUGGCUCUGCUUCUACUUCGAACCCUCUGGGAGCUCUUGCAAAUACUCUGCUUGGAUCUUCUUCAAAAACUCAGGAAAGACUAAAGGAACUUCCUGGGGCAACCCUAACAGGUCCUGAUGCACCUUUAUACCCUGGAAGUGAUGGUCAAUUAUCAACACUCCCAGGAUUAGAGUAUGAUCAACAACAUCAGCAUCCUGAUGCCCAGGGCUCAGAAUUCCUCCCUAGCUUCCGGAAUGCAGUUCAGGAUGGUUUUGGAGAUGCAUGGAAUGAAAUUCAUCGUCCUCAGGUUCCUCAUGUUGAAGGAAGUGAAGGUCAACCAUACUUUGCGGAGUUUGAAAAUAUUUAUGAUCAUGGAGUUAAUUCUCAGAUGCAACGUGCUUGGGAUGGGCCACCACAAAGAGUUCUGUCAAGUUUUUUGCACUCCUUUGUGGACAGUAGCCGAGCUGGUAUUCCUUUUCGUCCUGCACCUCUUCCAGUUUUGGGAUUGUCAGAAGGUGACAAGCAAUGUAUACGUGAUCGUAGCAGCAUAAUGGCACGGCACUUCUUUGCAGAUAAGAGUGAAGAUUUUAUAAAUUCACAGGUGAAUGCGCUAUUACAUUCUUUAGAUAUCGAUUAUGAUCUUCGAGCUAAGGGGCCUCUAGCAGGUAAGUUCCGAGAGCUGGAGGAAUACUGGAAUGAGUCCCAACAUGCUGUCAGACCUGGACCGUCUCAUACAGCAGAUAGAUGGGUUUCUGAAUAUGGCCAACAAAGACCAGAACAUGGUGACCCUGAAACUUGGGCUCACUCAUUUGAACGACAACAUGGCAUUAAUGGUUGGGCCUCUGAAUUUGAGCAGGAACAAUCUCAAAUGAUGUCAAUGGGCCAAAUGAGAGAUAAAAACAUCUCAAGUAUAGCAGCAAUGGAACAGACACGUAUGCUUGCCCAUACUCUAUCUCAAAAUGAUGAUCAGAAAUUUCAGAAUUCAAAAUUCCUUCAAUUUGUAUCAAAGAUGAGCCGUGGUGAGCUUAUCAUUGAUGAUAAUCAAGUUAAGCCAGCUGGGCCAUCUGCCUCGGGUGAGUGGGCUGAGGAAUAUGAACGUCAGUAUGAUGGCCUUCCCAGUUCUUGGGCUGACCAAUUUGUACGUGAUGAGCUUUCUCAUGGAACUAAUAGAUGGGUGAAUGAGUUCACAAACGAACAUGCUCAACAUGAAUCUGUUGAUGAUCAGUGGAUCGAUGAAUUCUCCAAGUUGCAUGUUCAGGACUGGGCAGAUGAAUUUGGGCGACAAGUUGGUGAAGGUGCUUUAGAGGAUGGUUCAGCUGAUAACUGGGCAAAUGUGUAUGAUGAGUACCUGAAUGAACAAAUAGCUACCAAACAACGGUCAGAUAAUUCCAGGGGGGUGUAUGUAUUUUCUGAUAUGAACCCUUACGUUGGCCAUCCCAAUCCAUUGAAAGAAGGGCAGGAGCUGUUUCGUAAGGGCCUCUUGAGUGAAGCUGUUCUUGCAUUAGAGGCUGAAGUUUUAAAGAACCCUGAUAAUGCAGAAGGUUGGAGGUUACUUGGAAUAGCACAUGCAGAAAAUGAUGAUGAUCAACAGGCUAUUGCAUCGAUGAUGCGUGCACAGGAGGUAGAUCCAACAAACUUGGAAGUGCUUCUUGCUCUUGGAGUGAGUCACACUAAUGAACUGGAGCAGGGAGAAGCAUUGAAAUAUUUAUAUAGAUGGCUACAACAUCACCCAAAAUAUGGGACACUUGCCACUUUGGGUCAAUCUGAUUUUCCAUAUUAUGCAGAUGUUGUUAAGUUAUUCAAUGAAGCUGCUCAGAUGUCUCCAGAAGAUGCUGAUGUCCAUAUUGUUCUCGGUGUCCUCUACAAUUUAUCCAGGGAAUAUGACAAAGCGAUUGCAUCCUUCCAAACAGCAUUGAAACUCAAGCCACGUGAUUACUCUCUCUGGAAUAAACUUGGUGCUACACAAGCUAAUAGUGUUCAGAGUGCUGAUGCAAUAUUGGCUUAUCAACAGGCACUAGAUUUGAAGCCGAAUUAUGUUCGUGCAUGGGCAAAUAUGGGUAUAAGCUAUGCCAACCAGGGUCUAUAUGAAGAAUCUAUUCGGUACUAUGUCCGAGCACUAGCAAUGAAUCCCAAGGCAGAUAAUGCCUGGCAAUAUUUGAGGAUUUCUCUCAGUUGUGCUUCUCGAAAUGACAUGCUGCAAGCUUGUGACUCAAGGAAUCUAGAUGCUCUACAGAAAGAAUUUCCACUCUAAUACCUCUUUGAGAACAGCAGAUGAUAAAAUAUUCACCACAGUUUCAUUCUUGCCAUCAUUCUAUAAGAUGAAAUUUAAAUCUAGGUUUCAAGCUAUGCUGACAUUGUAUUAUAGGUUCAAGUUCCAUGCUAUUGUGCUGCACAUUUCAAUUUAGGCCGCCAGCAGUUUGAUAUACCACCCGCAAGUGUUAGGAGGUGAACAAAGAUGAAACACGAUGGAUGAAAUAAUAGCCUCUGAGAUCCCCAUUUUUGGGGUGUAAUAAAGCUGAUAAGGAGGUAUGUAUUCUAUAGCAAAUGAAAAUCUCAAGAGAAAUGGACUCGAUCAUGAAAAAAUUGUUUCAUAAUCCAACGAAAUCUGAUCAA
This is a messenger RNA of Nelumbo nucifera (sacred lotus), 3055 nucleotides long. RefSeq names its product peroxin 5 (gene PEX5). Gene Ontology annotation, molecular function: protein binding. The record is from RefSeq and is a predicted model, not a curated record. Gene Ontology annotation, cellular component: cytosol; peroxisomal membrane. NCBI's taxonomy places the organism in Eukaryota, Viridiplantae, Streptophyta, Magnoliopsida, Proteales, Nelumbonaceae. Gene Ontology annotation, biological process: protein import into peroxisome matrix, docking.